AAUUCUUUUCUGUCUCUUAAGUUUCAUAAAAAUUUACAAUAAAAAUAUUAUAUAAAUAUGGCUGGUGGAGAAAAAGAGCGAACGUUGGAGGAAACGCCAACCUGGGCUGUUGCAAUUGUGUGCUUUGUUUUGCUUGCUAUUUCAAUCAUCAUAGAACAUAUUAUUCAUGCUAUUGGAAAGUGGCUCAAAAGAAAAAACAAAACUGCUCUUUAUGAAGCAUUAGAGAAGGUUAAAGGAGAGCUUAUCUUGUUGGGAUUCAUAUCUCUACUCCUCACGGUGUUCCAAAAUCCAAUUUCUAGAAUAUGCAUAUCAAAGAAUGUUGCUUCAACGUGGCAUCCAUGUGCUGUCCCAAAGAAAAGUAAAUCUGGUUACGAAGAUUCUGAUGAUGAUGAUGGUGAUGAUGGUAAUCGUCGAAAACUCUUAGAGUAUUUAGGCCACAUACCUCGCCGUGUUCUUGCUACAAAGGGAUACGACAAGUGUGCAGAAAAGGCAAGUUUCAACACCUUUAACGAUUUCACUCUUCAAUCUUUUGAUUCUAAUUUUUGCCCAAGAAGAAGGGUGAAGAAAUUAAGAGUAAAAGAGAUUGAUGAUGAUGAUAAUGAAAAUGAGAAGGGAUGUUUAAAAAAUUAUAAAAUUUUUCAUAUACUACAAUGUAUUAUAACACUAGCUUUGGGAAGAACCAAGAUGAGACGAUGGAAGAAAUGGGAGGACGAAACAAAAACAAUUGAAUAUCAAUUCUACAACGAUCCUGAAAGGUUCAGGUUUGCAAGGGACACAACAUUUGGACGAAGACACUUGAGUGCAUGGAGUCGGACGUCAGUUUCCUUAUGGAUUGUGAGCUUCUUUAGACAAUUCUACGGAUCAGUUACUAAAGCUGACUAUGUAGCAUUACGACAUGGAUUUAUCAUGGCACAUUUGGCACCAGGAAGUGAAGCCAAAUUUGAUUUCCAGAAGUAUAUACAUAGAUCACUUGAAGAGGAUUUCAAAAUCGUUGUAGGAAUAAGUCCAAUCAUAUGGAUUUUUGCCGUGCUAUUCUUGCUGACUCAUACUCAUGGCUGGUACUCUUACUACUGGCUUCCGUUUAUCCCAUUAACUAUAAUCUUAUUAGUGGGUGCUAAGCUUCAAACAAUCAUAACAAAGAUGGGACUAAGGAUUCAAGAAAGAGGAGAAGUGGUGCAAGGUUCACCUUUGGUUGAGCCUGGAGAUGAACUAUUUUGGUUCAAUCGACCAGGCCUCCUUCUCUCUUUGGUUCAUCUUGUUCUCUUUCAAAAUGCAUUUCAGCUUGCAUUUUUGGCUUGGAGCACCUAUGAAUUCUCGAUACAUUCUUGCUUUCACAAAACAACUGUAGAUGUUGUUCUGAGAAUUUCAAUCGGAGUCGUCAUUCAAGUUCUUUGCAGCUAUGUGACUUUGCCCCUUUAUGCUCUAGUCACUCAGAUGGGUUCAACUAUGAAAACCACGGUUUUCAAUGAUAGAGUAGCAACAGCAUUGAAGAACUGGCACCAUAGUGCAAAGAAGCAUGUCAAAGAUAGUAAGCAUGGAGAGGGUAACAACAGUGUGACACCAUUCUCAAGUAGGCCAACAACACCAACUCACGGUCUCUCUCCGGUUCAUCUUUUGUAUAGGCACACUGUGGGUCACAGUGAUAGUGUCCAAACCUCCCCAAGGAUAUCCAACUAUGAAAAUGAACAAUGGCAUCUUCAAGGUUCUCCUUCAACUACUAGCAACCAUGACACUGAUGAGAGGCAAGUUGUAGAGCAACCUUCCACACUAGAAUCACCUGUCAUCGGUGCUCAACAUGAAAUCAACAUUAGUUUGUCGGAAUUUUCUUUUGCAAAUAGGCAAAAUAGUAGAGAUUAGAUAUAAGUUCUCAAUAAGCUAAGUUCGAAUGCACUGCAGAAUAACUUUUGCAUAUGAAAUGCUUGCUUGUAGUCACGAACCAAAUGUAAACUAUGUUAAGAUGCAGUUUCGAAGCCCCAUUAUUAACUUGAACAUUAGUAAUGAAAAGAUUCUACUGAUUUUACAAACUUA
Molecule: messenger RNA, 2028 nt
Organism: Arachis duranensis
Lineage: Eukaryota; Viridiplantae; Streptophyta; Magnoliopsida; Fabales; Fabaceae
Product: MLO-like protein 6
Exons: 15
Coding region: 58-1857 (599 amino acids)
Biological process (GO): defense response
Cellular component (GO): membrane
Source: RefSeq, a predicted model, not a curated record